Molecule: messenger RNA, 2873 nt
Organism: Alligator sinensis (Chinese alligator)
Lineage: Eukaryota; Metazoa; Chordata; Crocodylia; Alligatoridae
Gene: RBM11
Product: RNA binding motif protein 11
Exons: 6
Coding region: 1567-2385 (272 amino acids)
Biological process (GO): regulation of alternative mRNA splicing, via spliceosome
Cellular component (GO): nucleus
Molecular function (GO): single-stranded RNA binding
Source: RefSeq, a predicted model, not a curated record
GGAUCUAAAGGGGGUGGGGCCAAGACAGGAGGCGGGACUAUGCCGGCACAGGGUUAUAAGUCGGGGUAGAGCAGGGUUCUGAGGGGGCUUCACAAAGGAUUAGUUAAUGGUGUGAAAGGGGGGGCUGGGCCAGGUCUAGGGGUGGCUCCAGUGGCUGGGUUCUGCAUGGAGCAGGGGCUGUGCCUCUUGGCUUCCUGGCCUGUAGGGUAGAGACAUGUGGUGUGAGCCCCUCUGGACUCCUGGGUGCCCCCUUGCUGUCCUGUUUCCUACCAACAGCCCUCGCCCUGGUUUCUUACCACCUGCAUGAGACCAGGAAUAAAUCUUCAGGUGCCCGGAGUUGUGGUCUCUUCCCUGUGAGCGCUGAGGGUCCCUCCUUCCUGGAAAGUUGCAGCCGUGAUCCUCGUGGGUCCCAGGAGCCGUGGGCAUGGAGCAGAAGGCCAGCGCUGGCAGGCGUCCCACUGAGAUUGAGAGAGCCGGUGAUGCUACCCCGUGGGCAAGGAUUGUUCCAGCAAUCGGGUUUUGUUGGGCUGGCUGCAUAACUGGGAGAGAAGACGAGCUGUCAGGCAUGAAGUGCGCAGGCAGAAAUGACAGUUUUUGCCCAGUCUAGCCAUAGAAUGCAGUCUAUAGCUGUGACCAAAUACAAGUGCACGGCUGCAUGCAGCUUUGAAAGUGGAGGAUCACGUGAAAGUCUGAACCCUCAUUGCAUGAGGCAUGAGAUAAAGAUGUUUCAAAAUGCAGCAUCUUCUGUGACUUGUGCCUAUGAGCUCCCAGCCUGUUCCUGUUUUCAGAAUGGGAGAAGGGAAAGGGAGCUGAGGUAGUUCAGCCCCCCUGGAGGUUUGGCUGGGUAUAAUGGAGCUUCCUCCCAGGUAAGGGGACUGCAAUUCACCCACCUUACCCUUCAGCACCAGCUGGGGAGCCCCAAGACUCAGUGUCUUCCACUGUCUUUCCCCCCUCCCAUUCUGAGAACAGGCAGUAUUGGCAGAGAGCUGCCCAUUGCUAGAUUCCCUGCUCUCCCCCGCAACCAACAGUGAACUUCUGUUUGGUCUGGGGUAACUUGUAACUCAGAGUGAUUUUUGCAAAGCACUCCAGUUACAGCUGGGAGCUGCACCCCAAGGGUGUUCAUCUUCAGGGCUUUUUUUUGUGCCCAGAAGCUUGUCUAACAUCUCUCCCACUUCUGCUGUUGAUCACCUCCGCAAAAUCAUUGCCUCUCCUACUUCCUGGACCAUUACUGCUACAACAGCAUUGGAGCCUCAUUAAUCCUUAGGUUGCCCAUGAGACCUUGGUGACUCUUUGGUCUCAACUCCCAACUUCAAAGCACUGGAAAGGAGAUGGUACUUAUAUUUGGGUCAUGCUGAUAACUGCAUAGUUUAAAAUGUUCCUUUAAAUAAAGUCAAGUGGGUUCAUUUGGCCAGUCAGAAAACUUCCCAAGAGGUAAUUUCUAAGCUGGGACAACCACUUUGCUCAUAACUCUGAAAUAGACUAGGUGCUAUCAGUUUUGAGGCUGCUGUAGAGGCAAGGCUGUGGAGUAACAAGGAAUAAGCCUUAAUGAAGCACAGACAGAUUUAAAUGGCUGCCUGCCUUGCCAAGACCUUGAAUAACCAGGUUAUCUUCGCUAGUCAAAAUGAAGCAGCAGACGGAUGCCUGUUACUUUUAGGACGCUUGCAGAUUAGCAAGAAAAAUAUUGCCUUGAAGAGUCAAACAACUCAGGAAAAAAUGGCUGGACCAUUAACCAAAGUGACCAUUUGUAAGGACAAAGAAGGAAAACCAAAAUCAUUUGGAUUUGUCUGCUUUAAGCACACAGAAUCAGUGCCUUAUGCUAUAGCUUUGCUGAAUGGAAUCCGUUUAUAUGGAAGACCAAUUAAAGUACAGUAUCGAUUCGGGAGUUCCUACUCACCAGAGAUAAACAGCCCUAUCCAAGGCUUUGAGAACUGUGUUGACAUACAUUCACCAACAUAUAGAAAUCAAGAGUCUUAUGGCAGUCCCCCAUUUCCUGUUACUCCUUUUCCAAUGAGCAAUAAUUUACCUCAGGAUUAUUCAGUCUUUCAGAAGAUGAUGAGCCAUUUUUUAGCACAACAGUAUGCUGCAUGCAAUCCAAUGGGGUAUCAACAUCCUUACUAUCAGAUGACACCUCCACCAUCCUCAGAGUUGCCCGUUUCACCAUAUCUGACUCCUGCUGAGGACUUCAAAGCUGGGCAGAGCUCUUUUGAGUGGGUCCCUCCACAAUCAAGUGACUGUGAACUGUACCAAGUUAAUGAAAGCCCACAUAAAAGAAAAAGAGAGCAGCAAACUAGUGAUAGUGACAGCAGCACUGAAAAUGACAGAAAAAACCUAAGAGAACAUGACCAAAAAUACAAAAAGUGUAAAGCCAAGAAAAAAAGGCGUUAAUAUGACGUAACUGGAUUCAUAAUUUUUUAUGGCACUUGAGUUUGUUUUUUUAUUUAAGAGGGAAAGUCUGUCUCUCUCAUCUUUGCACUUUACAAAACACAGAUUUACAAAAUUCAGAACCUGUUGUUUUCUGGAAGGUAUUAUUAUACAUAAGAUACCUUACAUUGUAGCUAAUCAUGGCUUAUUUGGAGGAAUAAAUCCUUUAAAAAAGAUAUAAGACAUAUUUUAGAAGGUAAGGUUUUCUUAAUAAAGGACAACACAGGGUUUGUUUUUUUUCCUGCUAUGUUUUCUCUUACCAGUAAUGAAUAUUGUUUCAGUAAUAUAGGAAUCUUUCAGCAACCAGAAGUGCAGCAUUUAACUGUAUUACUUUUGAAUGAAGGUAAGGUCUCAGUCCAGAGGUCUUCAAAUGAUUGUCAAAACUGGGUAGAAUUAAAGAUUUGGGAUUUCAUAACCAGUUUUAUUUUGGAAUAAAGGAUAAACAACAAUAA